GUCAUCGUACACAAUCGCGCUGCAAUUUACAUUCACGCCGCGACCAACGGUCGAGUUUCGAAGCGAAGCGGCCCCAUACGACGACGGUUUGGUUAGGUUAGGUCGCUAACUACGACCAAUUUUAUCAGCGGGUCGCGUUAUAUUGCGCAAUUCUCGCCAACACAAAUCUUAAUUAUUCUGAAGGAACGUUCUCGAAUGUAAUUUUAAAUUCAUUACCCCAGAAAAAUUGGCUUAAUUAACAAGUGACCGCCGCCAUAGUGAGACUUCAUUCUUUGGAUUUUUGUUUGUGUUUCACCACUUAAAAAAGCAAAUAAAAAUGUUCACCUGCGAAUAUUGCAACCGCUCGUUCAGCCGUAAAGACCACCUGGCGAGGCACGGGGACUGUCGCGCAGCAGUACAAAUUUGUGACGUUUGCGGCGGGAUAUACAAAUCCGAGGGGGCUCUCCGACGCCAUAAACGCGAGAAGCAUGAGGUUCCCAAGGCGAAAAGACCCGCCGCCGCCCCUAUUGCUGCAGACGAACCCAAGCGCCCGAGACUUGACCUACCGGAAGCUUCGACAUUAUCAUCAUCACCAUCAUCCACGCGCCAUUGUACGCAGUGUAACUUGACCAUUCCUGCAAUGAGAUGGCAAGGACACUUGCGUACUUUGGCUCACCGCCAAAAAUGCAGCGUGGUGCAGGAGCCAGGAGUAGAAAUGAUACGGACCUCCUUCCGUAACCGCAUAGUUACAUACCGUCUGGCGUCCACCGUUAACCCUACCGACGUUAAGGGCUUCUUGGACCACCUUAGGUCCAAAAUCCUUACGUUGGUAGAGUCGAACGUCCGACGCUACGGCAACGUAAAAGUCGGUAUGGAGCUAUUCGGAAACUUCCUCUUGCAGACGAAGGAACAAGAGGAGGUCAAGUCCUUCAAUACCAAAUAUCGGCUGGUGAGCGGAAACACCGAUCUGGAGGAGCUAUACGUCCAGUUCGUCGACAUCUUGGCUACCAAAGCGUCCGAGUUUCAGGAAAGGGACAGCGGUAUGAUUCAUAAAAAUGUAUAUUUCCGAACUAAUUUCUUUCUCUUUUUUACAGGCUGGGCGUUGGAGGAACUUCUCCAUUUAGAAAUAGGGAUUAACAAGUACAAUCCCCUAAGGGCGUCGUCCUAUGUUAACCUGCCCAAGGAAAUCGAAGCCAAAAAAGCUGUUUUGAACUUGCAAAAUACGGACGAAAAAUGCUUUAUGUGGUCGAUCUUGGCUGCUCUUCACCCAAUUCACUGGACAAAUAACGCUAACAGGGUCAGUAACUAUGUAGAAUUUCAGAACGAGCUGGAUUUUACAGGUAUCGAUUUUCCCGUUAAACUUAAGGACAUAUCCACUUUUGAACGACUUAAUGAAAUUUCGGUCAAUGUCUAUGGCCUCGAGAGAGUCUAUAACAAAGUCCGUAAUGAUGUUGAGGUCGUUGGUCCUUUGCAUUUUACUGAAUCUCGUAAAGAGAGACAUGUAAACCUAUUAUUAAUUAGUAAUAACUAUGUAGAAAAUCAUUAUUGUUUAAUAAGAAGUAUGUCUCGGUUGGUUUCAAAACAAUUAACUAAAAGGUCCUCUACAAAGUUUUUAUGCGAUGGGUGUUUGGUUUAUUUUUAUAACGAAGAAAAACUAAAGCGUCAUAAAGAACACGACUGCACUCACAUUUCCAUCAAACUUCCGACCACCGAAUUGCGCAAGGAUAAAUACGGUAAAGAUGUUCCCGCGAAUAAGCUGAAAUUUGAAGAAUUUGAAAAGAAAUUAAAAGUUCCUUUUGUUGUGUACGCGGACUUUGAAACAGUCAUGACUCCUUUACAGGUGGAAGGCGAACCGAAUCCCGACAAAUCGUUUACCGUCAAAACUCAUAUUCACGAGCCUUACUCUUUCGCCUACUAUGUCAAAUGUGACUUUGACGAUUCCCAGUCUACUUUUAAACAGUACAGAGGUCGGGGCGCACACAAAAUUUUCAUUGAAUGGUUGGAGAGCGACUGCAAAGCGUUCUACAACAAGUUCAUGAAAACUUCCGUGCCCAUGACCACUCUAUCGUUUGAACAAGAGACCGGCUUUCGAAACGCUGUGCUUGUCACAUUUGCGAGAAGCCAUUUAAUGCAGAGGACGAAAAAGUAA
This is a messenger RNA of Cylas formicarius (sweet potato weevil), 2128 nucleotides long. RefSeq lists its product as uncharacterized. The transcript is spliced from 3 exons. Bases 317 to 2128 code for a protein of 603 amino acids. The record is from RefSeq and is a predicted model, not a curated record. Lineage: Eukaryota; Metazoa; Arthropoda; Insecta; Coleoptera; Brentidae.